AUGGUUGAUCAGGUUCAUCACCCCACCGUCAUACAAAAGGUCGCUGGCCAAUUCCAUCUCCAAUCUGGUCUUUCUGCUGAUAUUAAAAGUCAUGAUAACAGUUUCAGUCGACCUGCUCUUUACCAAAGACGAUCAUUUGGGAAUUACUCAAAUGCUGCACUUCAGUAUCCAUCAAUGCCAGCAUGUAGACCAGCAACUGAAAUCUCCUCUAUUUCUGCGACAACAGGCUCACCUAUCUUUGUUGCUGCUCCAGCUGAGAAAGGAAAUUUCGUUGUGGACUUUCUUAUGGGUGGAGUUUCCGCUGCUGUAUCAAAAACUGCUGCUGCUCCCAUUGAACGUGUCAAACUUCUGAUACAGAAUCAAGAUGAGAUGAUUAAAGCCGGUAGGCUCUCUGAGCCCUAUAAGGGUAUUGGGGAUUGUUUUAACCGAACAAUUCAAUCUGAAGGUGUUGCUUCCCUAUGGAGAGGUAACACUGCCAAUGUCAUCCGUUAUUUCCCCACACAGGCCUUGAACUUUGCUUUCAAGGACUACUUCAAGAGACUUUUCAAUUUCAGGAAGGACAAGGAUGGUUACUGGAAAUGGUUUGCAGGCAACUUGGCCUCUGGAGGAGCUGCUGGUGCUUCAUCUCUAUUGUUUGUUUACUCCCUCGACUAUGCUCGAACCCGUCUGGCAAAUGAUGCAAAGGCAGCUAAGAAGGGUGGAGGAGAAAGGCAAUUCAAUGGACUUGUUGAUGUCUACAAGAAGACCUUAGCUUCUGAUGGUGUUGCUGGCCUUUACCGUGGCUUCAACAUCUCAUGUGUGGGAAUCAUUGUGUAUCGUGGUCUUUAUUUUGGAAUGUACGAUUCUCUGAAGCCAGUUCUCUUGACUGGAAAGUUACAGGAUAGCUUCUUUGCUAGCUUUGCACUGGGAUGGCUCAUCACCAAUGGUGCAGGGCUAGCAUCAUACCCCAUUGAUACUGUUAGGAGAAGGAUGAUGAUGACCUCUGGUGAAGCAGUCAAGUACAAGAGUUCCAUGGAUGCAUUUGCUCAGAUUCUUAAGAAUGAGGGAGCUAAGUCCUUGUUCAAGGGAGCUGGGGCUAACAUCCUCCGUGCCGUCGCCGGAGCCGGUGUGCUUGCCGGCUAUGACAAGCUACAGGUAUUAGUGUUCGGGAAGAAGUAUGGAUCCGGUGGUGCUUAA
Messenger RNA from Neltuma alba, 1176 nucleotides. RefSeq names its product ADP,ATP carrier protein 1, mitochondrial-like. The transcript has 3 exons. Gene Ontology annotation, biological process: mitochondrial ADP transmembrane transport; mitochondrial ATP transmembrane transport. Gene Ontology annotation, cellular component: mitochondrial inner membrane. NCBI's taxonomy places the organism in Eukaryota, Viridiplantae, Streptophyta, Magnoliopsida, Fabales, Fabaceae. Gene Ontology annotation, molecular function: ATP:ADP antiporter activity. The record is from RefSeq and is a predicted model, not a curated record. The coding region runs from base 1 to 1176 and encodes 391 amino acids.